Messenger RNA from Zychaea mexicana, 690 nucleotides. RefSeq lists its product as uncharacterized. Lineage: Eukaryota; Fungi; Mucoromycota; Mucoromycetes; Mucorales; Lichtheimiaceae. The coding region runs from base 1 to 690 and encodes 229 amino acids. The record is from RefSeq and is a predicted model, not a curated record. The transcript has 4 exons.
AUGUCAUCAUCAGUUCUCGCGGGAACAGCGCAUUAUAACAACAGCAAUAGUCAACAGAAAUCAGCAAUCUAUAUGGCUACAGACCAACUGUUACAACAAGUGAUUGAUCUACUUCAGCAUAUUCCUGACGAUGACGCCUUUAAACGGCCAUCCACCGUUAUGCCUGGGGGAACCAUCGGCAAGCAUAUACGGCACGUGUACGAUCAUUUCAAUCUUUUGCUGGCGGGCAAUCCACAAUUAAAAAAUCAGCACCAGCAAGGUCAGCAUCAUCAUCAUGAAGAUGAUGAUGAAUUAUGGACCGUUGACUUUGAUGCUCGCUCACGUGAACAACCAAUGGAACGAGACCGUCGGGAAGCUGCCUGUUGUUUUCGGGACAUGCAAAACAAGUUUAAAGAUAUCGCAGACAAGGUGCCACUAGAUACCCCGGUGAAGCUCGCUGCCACCAUUGAUGCCUCAGCCAGCGUUCCAAGGGCCUUGUUUCAUUCUACGUUCGAUCGUGAGCUGUGGUACUGUUGUAUGCAUGCGAUUCAUCAUUACGCAGCGAUCAAGGCUAUUUGCAUCGAAAAUAGUAUACCAGUCACCAGCGAGUUUGGGAUGGCGCCUUCUACCACGCAAUAUCAACAACAGCAACAUCAUCAUCAACCACAGCAGCAGCAGCAGCAACGGGCCAAGAUGACAGGACAUCUGUAA